Messenger RNA from Lichtheimia ornata, 537 nucleotides. RefSeq lists its product as uncharacterized. Lineage: Eukaryota; Fungi; Mucoromycota; Mucoromycetes; Mucorales; Lichtheimiaceae. The record is from RefSeq and is a predicted model, not a curated record. The coding region runs from base 1 to 537 and encodes 178 amino acids. The transcript has a single exon.
AUGAUGGUGGUGGCAGUAACAGCUUCUACUGAAUUGGAACAAAUGCAUCGCCUUUUCAAACGCGAAGACAAGUUGCCAUACGACACUCUUCCCAACACCAACUGCCACACCCCUUCCGUUUGCAGCAAUAUCAAUCAACCUGUCAGCUGCCGUUGCGAUGACAUUGUCACCGUCUGCCACAAUCAAAACGGCCAAUUCUGCUGGGGCUCCCAGAAAUUGAACCAAACCACCAAUUGCCCUUCGAUUCCUGAUUCUUGCAGCUCUCAAUUCAACGGCACUGCCUCAUGUCUUUGCAAUGGCGACAGCGUUUUGUGCGUUGACGGCUAUAAUCAUUACUGCUACGGUACCUAUAGUGGUGACGCUGCAAGUGCCUCGGUAUCCUUGCAACCUAUCCCAGAACAAUCAGCCUCCGCCACGUCGUCCUCGGAUUCGAGCGAGUCUUCUAAUUCUGGUGAAUCGGCAGCUGUGUCCCUGACAUCCAUGAAUACCACUUUGCUUGCUGCUAUUAUGGGUUUCUUGGCUUUCUUUUCAUUGUAA